UCUCUCUCAAUUUUUGGUCAUCUUUCUUUAACUUUGUGUUUGUUAUUUUUAAGCUGUUUCGCCUUUUUUUUUGUGUUUUGUUUUGCAAUUAACGAAUUUUUUUGAUAAUGGAUCAAAAAGAUGAAAAGUUGAUUCAAAUGCCGAAAUUGGAUAAAACCAGCUUCAAUGAUUGGCGCGACAUAUUGACAGAUGUUCUGGAAUCGCUGAAAUUAGCAAAAUUUGUCGAAGAAUCUUCGUAUGUCGGAACGGCUGAAUUUUCUGUUGAUGUAUUGGCCAAAAUAGCAAGAGUUAAAACAAUCAUCAAGACGUCAAUCAGUAUUGAAGACCGUCAGCUAAUAAGGUCCUGUUCGAAUCCGGUGGAGAUGUUAAAAGAACUUGACCAGAAAUAUCGAGGUCCUUGCGCAAAGUCUGCGUGGGAGUUAUUAGUUGACUGGGAUGAUGUGACUUUUGAUGGAUCGGUAUCCGGUUUAUUCAGUAAACUGCGUGAGUUAUUUGUACAAUUUGAAGAAAAAGACUUGGUUUUGCCUCGUUAUUUUAUCAAUGCCAAGGUUCGAAAGUUAUUGCCACCGGAAUAUGACGAAUGCCGACGUUUAUUAAUGGUUUAUAAUGGUGGGCGUGUUGAAUCUGAAUAUAUGACGGACAAGCAGUUUGAAGCUGAAAUCCUAAAAUUUGAGCGAGAUUUGAAGAGCAAAAGUUUGCGGGAUUCAACUGCAUUGGUAUCGGUUUCAAAGAAGAAACAGUAUGUUUUUCGUGGAAAAUGUAAUUUCU
Molecule: messenger RNA, 768 nt
Organism: Dermatophagoides pteronyssinus (European house dust mite)
Lineage: Eukaryota; Metazoa; Arthropoda; Arachnida; Sarcoptiformes; Pyroglyphidae
Source: RefSeq, a predicted model, not a curated record